GCAGCAGCCGGCGGCCUUCCGCGAGCUUCCCGGGGCCGCGCGAUGUUUUGCAGGUGCCUCGGCGGAGAUGGGGCUCGGGGAGCGGCGCUGCAAAGCUGGGCCGGCGGCAGCAGCAGGAAGAAAAACCACAACGACGACGACUGCUCCUGCUGCUGCUGCUUUAACUCCGCCGAGGGAGGAACGUCCCGAUCGCCUUGAGAGCGCGCGGCUCCAGAGGCGGCCACAGCGGGGCGGCGAGGCAGAGUAGGCGGCGGCGGCCCCCGCACGCAAACCCAGGGCGGCUCGGCUCGCAUCCGCGCAGGGGCGCACGGAAGAGGCAGGAGAGGAGAAACGCGGCUCCCCCCCGCUGCGGGCUCCGGGCUCCCUGCUCCGCUGGCUUUCGUAGCCUGGAGUGGCCCGGGGCCCGGCCAUGUCCGCUUUCUGCUUGGGUCUGGCGGGGCCCGUUUCAGCACCAUCGGAACUGGACAGCGCCUGCCGCAUGGAACUGCAAGGGCCGCCCCAGUCGACGUCGGCGGGGGGAGCCAAGGACAGCCGGAGCUCGCCCACAGCCGGGCCCGCCGCCGCCCCUGAUGCUUCCUCUUCCUCGGCCUUCGAGGUGGGCGGCUCGGAAGGAGAGCUGGAGCUGGAGGAGGAGCUGGCUCUGCUAGCCGCCGCCGGGGAUGCUGCGCCCGGGGAGCCCGAGUCGAUGGGCCCGGCGGCGGCUCCGGAGCCGGAGCUGCUCUCCCUGAUGAGGCAAAAGGAGAAGGAUUUGCUGUUAGCCGCUCGGCUCGGGAAAGCGCUGCUAGAGCGCAAUCAGGAUAUGAGCCGCCAGUACGAGAGGAUGCACAAGGAGCUGACUGAUAAGCUGGAGCACUUGGAACAAGAGAAGCAUGAGCUAAGGCGACGGUUUGAGAACAAAGAAGGAGAAUGGGAAGGACGGGUGUCAGAGCUGGAAAGCGAUGUGAAGCAACUCCAGGACGAGCUGGAGAAGCAACAGGUUCACCUCCGAGAAGCUGAUCGAGAGAAAACGCGGGCAGUCCAGGAACUCUCUGAACAGAACCAAAGACUCUUAGAUCAGCUCAGCAGGGCAUCGGAGGUGGAAAAACAGCUCUCUAUGCAGGUCCAUGUCCUCCAAGAGGACUUCAGGGAGAAGAAGUCAUCGACCAGCCAGCACAUCAUACGACUCGAGAGCCUUCAAGCAGAGAUUAAGAUGCUUACGGAUAGGAAGCACGAGCUGGAGCGUCGGCUGAGUGCCAUGAUGGAAGAAAACAAUCUUCUUCAGGGGACAGUGGAGGAGCUUCAAGAUCGCGUGUUGAUUUUGGAGCGGCAGAGUCACGAGAAGGACAUGCAGUUGCAUCAGAACCAGCUAGAACUUCAGGAGGUGAGACUGUCUUAUCGGCAACUGCAGCUAAAGGUAGAUGAACUCAGCGAGGAGAGAAGCCUCCAGAAUUUCAACUCUACCAGCACGUCACUGAUGUCAGAGAUUGAGCAGAGCAUGGAGGCCGAAGAACUGGAGCAAGAGAGAGAACAGGUAGCAUCAAAACUCUUGGCUCCAGAAGAAUUGGGUGCAGCACAGCUAAGACUCCAGCUCUGGGAGGCCUACUGCCAGGUCCGCUACUUGUGCAGUCACCUUCGAGGGAACGACAGUGCGGAUUCUGCAGUCUCCACGGACUCUUCCAUGGACGAGUCAUCAGAAACCUCCUCGGCCAAAGAUGUGCCGGCUGGAAGCUUGCGGGCUGCCCUCAGCGAGCUGAAGAGGCUGAUCCAAAGUGUUAUAGAUGGCACAGACUCCACGAGCUCACGGCGAAGUGACGAUGAUGCCUUAGAAGAACAGAUCAAACAGACGAGCGAAGAUUCAAGAGCCUUGAGGGAGUUGAUGGAAGGCGAAAGGGGGAAACUGAGGCAGAGCCUGGAAGAGCUGCAGCAGCUCCAUAGCCAGGUGACGCUACUGAGUGUAGAGAUGACUUCCCUGAAAGAGGAAAGGGACAGACUCCGGGGAUCAGUAGAUGAUAAGGAUAUGAGCGAACAACUCUUGAAGGCUAUCAGGGAUCGGGAUGAAGCAAUCACCAAGAAGAACGCUGUCGAAAUGGAGCUAGCCAAAUGCAAGAUGGAUAUGAUGUCACUGAAUAGUCAGCUUUUGGAUGCUAUUCAGCAGAAGCUUAACCUUUCGCAGCAGCUGGAGGCGUGGCAGGAUGACAUGCAGAGGGUCAUUGACCAGCAGCUGAUGGACAAACAUCCAAAGGAGUGGAGCCAGCCCACCUAUUCCUUCUCCAGCGGUCAUGGGGCAAAGCGGCGCACCAGACCCUCCCCUUUGCUGAGGCCAGAGCAGCAGGGGGCAGAGCCCAGCGGGGCAGAAGGGAAUCGCCUCUUUUCUUUUUUCAAGAAAAAUUAAUUGGACCAGAGCAACCACUCUCAAUUCCUUUUUUUUUUCCUUUUUCCUUUUUCCUUUAUUUUUUGAGAUGAAGGAUGUUGGAGAGAGAUUCAGCAAGCCCAGCUUGUGAUGGAUGACGGCCUCCAAUUCCGGUCACAGAAGAAGCCGCCAAAAAAAAGAAAAGAAAAAGAAAAAGGGGGCAAGGAGUGUCCCCCCCCCUUAAGAACACUGCACUAAUCUUGCAGGCUGCGUGGUCUGAACUCAAUGUUUACAUGCGUCAUAGUCCAAUUGCCGGUCUUCUGUGCGAUAGCAAUUGAAAAGGACACUCUUCUUUUGAUACCUUAAAGCAACAUAAUAAGAAAACACACAACCUUCAGGGUCUCUUGUUAGGUCCACUCUGUUUCUGCUGUGAGUAAUCCAGAUGUCUUAAAAGUCAUUCUCUUCUGCAAAAGAGGAAACUUUAAAGAACCAGUUGAGAUGUGGGAACCAAGGAAGGGGCAGGGAAGAUCGAGAAAGGGAAAUACCCAUGCAUUUUAUCUGCCGAGUUUCCAUUCUUUUCACCAGACCAGAGGGCACCAGGUUGGCAAAGGCGGGUCGUGCUUAUCUGUCUAUUUCUCAUAAGUGAGAGAGAGAGAGCAGUCGUGGCUCCUGGUUUGGGCAGAGCCAGACAGAACUCAACAGAUGGAGGAGUGUUUGUGCUCUGUCCUGGUCUCUCUCAGGAUGGGUGACUAAGCAAAAAUGUAAGCACACCGAAGGCAGAUCAGCUUCCAUGUCCGCUCUGUUCCCCUGCUCUCUUUCCCAGAGGUUGUGGCUGCAAGGAAAUGGGAAGCCAGUUGGAAGUUGCAGGUAUGCUGCAGCAAGAGUCAAAGGUGGUGUGUGUGUGUGUGUGUGUGUGUGUGUGUGUGUGUGUGUGUGUGUGUAGCUGCUCCUUUGCCUAAACAAGCACCAUACCCAACAAGCAGAAGAAUCCCUGGACAAAUCUUGUGAGAACCAGAGCCCAGGUUUUUUGCAAAUCCUUGGGAUUCACAGUAUUCCCCCCCUCCCCUCCCAACUUUGCCCUUCAGCAAAAUGAGACCACUUGCUGUCUUCUAAAACCUUAGGCCAGGGCUGGCCACAUGGUGCCUUCCAGAUCUUGUUGGACUACAGUUCCCAAUAUCACUAACCUUUGGCCAUGCUGGCAGGGGCUGAUGUUGAGUCCAACAAGAUCUGGAGGGCACCAUGCUGGCAAGGGCAAACGGCAAGUGCCACCCUGCCCUGCCACUGAUGGACAAGCGGCGCCAGCCUUGGUGCCAAUUUUGGGAGAGAUCUUGCACGUAAUCCUGAAAUCAGCACCAGUGCCUGUGCUGCUUCUCUGCUGGCAGUGGUCUGCCCACAGGGGUGCUGCCUUGGGGGCUUUUGCUGCCUGAGGCAGUGGCCUCACCCCACCAGCCCUGAUGUUGGCUAUCCCUGCCUAGGUGCUAAACCCCACCCCUUGCUGCUAUUGUGAGGUUAAAUUGGGAGUGAGGCUCAUGGAAGAAUAGAAAUGAAAGGGGCGUGGCAUUUUCACAUCUACUGCUCAGAUGCGGGAGCUGCUGAGACUUCAGCCUGACUCUCGCUGACUCCCAGCCAGCAUGGUCGAUGGUCAGUUGCCGCUGACCGAUUGAGGGUCACAGGUUCCUCACCCCAGCAUAGGUUAAGCCAGAUUCCAUCUUUUCUUGGUGUGGUAGUGUUCUAGGCUAGGGGUAGCCAAAUGGUGCCCUGUGGGUGCUCUUGGGACACCCGACGUCUUGACUAUUGGGCCUGUUGAGAAUCCAUCAACAGGUGCAGGGUAGCACAUUUAGCUAUCCCUCUUCGAACUGGAGGAAGGUUUGGGGGCAGCCCCAAUCUAGAAGUGGCAGAGCUGAGACGCAGGUGGACUCUAUGAGAACAAAUCCUUUUCCAACCAUAGACAGUAGAGUGGACCGCGGGCUCGUGCCCGACGAGCUGGGUGGCAGAGUAACCUCACACCCAGAA
Messenger RNA from Zootoca vivipara (common lizard), 4342 nucleotides. RefSeq names its product BICD family like cargo adaptor 1 (gene BICDL1). Gene Ontology annotation, biological process: Golgi to secretory granule transport; vesicle transport along microtubule. NCBI's taxonomy places the organism in Eukaryota, Metazoa, Chordata, Lepidosauria, Squamata, Lacertidae. The record is from RefSeq and is a predicted model, not a curated record.